CGUCUUCAGUGUGUCGUCCGCCGUUCGCACGAGAAGAGACUACCGCAGCCGCCGCCAGCAGAGUAUCUCAAGAUGGCGAACGUCGUCGCGCCGACGAUGCUCGCGCUUCUCACCGUCGCGCUGCUCUCUAGCACGCUGACAUCUUCACAUCCAAUCACAGCUGACAAGUGUCGAACCGGAUGUCACGGAGUGACGCCGAACAAUUUCAAGUAUGCGGAAGGUACAACGUACAAAUACUCUUUGGAAUCGACGGUUGAUAUCACGCUAUCCACCGCGGAGGGACAACAAUCUGCUACUAAAGUCAAAGCUAAUGUUUUGCUCACGCAGCAGCCGCAAUGCGUUCAAGUACUGCGACUACAGAAUGUGCAAAUUCUUGGUGGCGAUGGCAAGAAAAAGGGUACUAUCCCCAACCUGGACAAAGCAAUUAAGAUCAACUUCCACGAUGGUCACAUCGAAGACAUCAUCUGCGCGGAAACCGGAGAUACCCAAGUCUCCCUCAACAUGAAACGCGCCGUGGCCUCCCUCUUCCAAGCCGCUUUGAAAUCAUCAACAGAAACCGAUGUCUUUGGCGUGUGCCCAACCACAAUCACCUCCUCAAAGGAAGGCCCAAUCGUGACCCACACCAAGAGCAGAUCCCUCAACCACUGCGCCCAUCGCGAGAACGCCAAACACGACUUCCUUACCACCGCGUUCAACCUGCACAGCGAGAUCAAAUCCAGCCCUAUCUUACGCUCAGACUACACCUCCGAAAUGCGGGUCAAGGAUGGUAUCCUGGACCAUGUGUUGGUAACCGAGAACUACCUCUACAUGCCAUUCUCCAUUGGUCGUAAUGGAGCCAAGGGUGUACAAACCAAGUUACAACUCCAAGGUAAAUCCAAGGACGCCCCGAAGAACAAAUGCACAGAACCCAAGUCCAUCAUCUUCGAGAACCCUCAUCCAAUGGUCUCGGAGAAGAGUGAUGUCAAGACCAUCAUUGACGCUGUCAAGGACACAGCCAACAGCAUCAAGGAGACUGUCUCAGAAAAAACAGCGAGUAAAUUCGGACAAUUGAUUUCUGUCAUGGCCGCCGGUAAGAAGGAUGACCUUCUCGCUGUGUACAACCAGGUCCAGAGUGGAGCAGGGUUCACAGACAAGGAAAGAGCAAAGAAAGUGUUCCUAGAUGCGUUAUUCAGGACUGGAACUGGGGAUUGUCUUGAGGUUGCUAUUCAACUCCUGAAGAGCAAACAAUUGAAUACUUUGGAAGAGAAGAUGGUGUACCUAGGUAUGUCAUUCAUCCGCCAUGCCACACCUGAAUCCAUUGCUACUGCCGCUACGUUACUGGACACUCCGAAGUUACCCAGGGAAGCUUAUUUGGGUAUUGGUGCACUUGUGUCCCAUUAUUGCAAAGCCCACGACUGUCAUAACCUGGAACAGAUGAAGACCCUUUCUGGUAAACUCUUGGGUAAACUCAAGGAUGGUAAGGCAGCUAAUCGGGAACAGGAGAAUGAAAUGAUUGCUGCUUUGAAGGCUUUGACCAAUAUGAAGCACCUUGCUGAUAAUGUGGUACCCAAGGUCAUUUCCAUUGCUCAGGAUAAGAAGAAUUCCAUGAGGUUGAGGGUUGCUGCGUUGGAAGCCUACCAAUCUGAUGCUUGCAAAGACAAACUUAGGGAUUCAGCCAUUUCUAUUCUCAAGGACACACAACAAGACACAGAAUUAAGGUUGAAGGCAUACCUUGCUCUGGCUGAGUGCCCCAAUGGUAAAGUAGCCACAGCUGUCAAAAAUGUCCUGGAUACAGAGGAGUCCUACCAGAUUUUGGGUUUCAUUGUUUCACACAUCCGUAUCCUCAGGGCCAGUAGCAAUCCUGAUAAGGAGUUAGCAAAGAGGGAAUUGGGACUGAACACCAACCGGAAGUUCCCCAUUGACUUCCGUAAAUUCUCCUUUUAUGAUGAAACCAGUCAUACCAUUGACACUCUAGGAACAAGUGGUAGUUUUGAUACCAGUGUUAUCUACUCUCAGAACUCCUUCCUCCCAAGGUCAAUCGGGGUCAACCUGACUACAGAGGUGUUUGGGCAUAGGAUGAACUUCCUGGAGAUUGAUACCCGUCAGGAGAACCUCGAUAAACUCAUGGAGCAUUACCUGGGACCUCUUGGUGUGCUUCGUGGUAAGACCCCUGAAGAAUUAGAAAAAUCCGCAUCAAGCUCCCUGAAGAAAUUCAUGGAUCACCUCGUUGAACGUAUGCAGAAGACCAGGGGUAAGAGGCAUGUCCCACAAGCUGAGAUUGAUUCAGUUGGUAAGGCUGUUCAGAUCAAGACCAAUGAAUUGAACAAUGAUCUUGAUUUGGAUCUGAGUAUCAAAAUGUUUGGGUCUGAGUUCCUGUUUUUGACCCUGAAUGAAAACGCUGAGGACUUCUCCGCUGAGAAGGUCAUUGAUAAGAUCUUUGAUUGUUUGGACAAAGGUAUUGAUAAGGCGAAGAACUUCCAACAUACCUUCACCAGGAAUGGUAUUUUCAUGGAUCUGGAAUUGGCUUAUCCAACUUCUACAGGUUUCCCGUUGAAGAUGUCUGUUCAGGGAACUGAUUCUCUUCAGUUGGUUGCUGAGACCAAGGUGGAUAUCCGUGCCCUUCUCCAGGGGAAUAAGAACUCUGUGAUGCAAUUGAAGGUAAUCCCUUCUGCUAAUAUUGAGGUUGCUGGUAGAUUGACCCUGGAUGCUUCUGUGGUGGAAAGUGGUUUGAAGGUCACCUCUAAUCUGCAUACAGCUACAGGUGGUGCGUUGAUCCUGGAGUUGUUCCCUACUGGUCUGGAUGCUAAAUUCAGUUUACCAAUUGAAAAACAGGAGAUUAUCAAUGCUGAACACCAACUGGUUUUCAUCACCAGGGAUUCUGGUCAUGCUGAAGUAGACACACCUUUGAAAUUCGUCGAGAGUAAACCUUUGGAUAUUUGCUUUGACCAUCUUGAACAGGUCAUAGGUUUGACCUUCUGUGCAGGUCUAAACUCCCCUAACCAACAAUUGAACCAGGGUACCUUCUUGCCAUUCCCAUUCAAUGGUAACAGCCAACUCAAGGUGUUCAUCACCAGGGAUAAACCAGUGACCUACCACAUCAGGGACAUUCUCUACAACACUGACAAAAAGGGUGUUGAAUUCAUCAUUGAAACCUUGGAUGAAGCUAAGAAACCCAUGGUAAGUCUUGCUGUGGAAGCAUUCGCACACCCUGAGAAGUACAUCAAGGCCUCAUUGGACUCACCAAUCAAAAAAGCAACCCUUGAGGACGCAUCACUGAUAAAUAAGGAAAAGUCCAUUGGAGCUAAAUUCAUGCAUGAUAACCAAGAAUAUUCUGGUAAACUGGGUAUUACUGUCACUGGUAAUGCCGCCAAGUCCACCUACAAACCCUUGAUUGAAUUCGUCACACCUGAUCAAGGAAAACAGAAGUCACCUUACACGGUUGAAGGUCAAAUCAUCGCUGAGAAAGCCGGGGAUAACUGCAAGUAUACCUUUGACAAGGUCAAACUGAUCUCACCAUCAACUCCUGCUAUUACUAUCUCUGGUAACCUUGGUCGGGAAGCUGGUGUGUUCUUCGCUGAUAUGAAAAUGGAUGAUGGUACCAACAGUGGUACUGUCAAGGGUAAACUCCAAGCCAAUGCUAAUUUACUCAAGGCUGAAGCCAAGGUCAUGAACACCAUGUCGCCCGUAUCCAACUUCCAGAUUGAUUAUGAACUCAAGCGUGAUGAGAAGUCGAUUUCUAAUGAUUUGACCUUGAUUCAUGGUGGGGAUCUUACCAAUAAGCAAAACACUCUGAAGUUGAAGAAUUCCAUCACCCGGAAGUUUACUGAUUCCACUGAUUACCUCCUGGAGACAAAGAAUACCUUCAGUUAUCCUCUGAUUGGGGUUGAAGGUAAGUUCAACCUGAAGAAGGUACCCAAGAGUCUGGACUUUGCGGCUGAUGGUAAAUACAACAAGGCUAAAGUUGGUGGUAAACUCAACGCUAAAUACAACCAGAAGGUUGUAGGUGAUUUUGAUGUCAAUAUUGAAGGUGAGGCACUUGAUAACAAACUCAAAGCCAAAGCUAAGCGAGAUAUCAAUGGGGAUGUAAGCACCAUUGAUAACAUGGAUCUCAAUGGUAAGAAGGCUGAGAUUAAGGGUACCAUCACCCAUAAGUGCAAACCAUAUGAUACCAACAUCGGGUGUGACCUUACCAUUCAAGUCCCACAAUGCCCGGAUGUUUUAAGUGUCAAACAUGGUUUUAGUCAUGUGAUUGACGAAUGCAAGUCUCACCUGAAGAUUGCAAAGGGUGCUGAGAACCUGGUAGACUUUGAAUUCAACGGGCAUAAGACCAAGGGAGGUAAUGGACACCUCAAAGCUAACAUCAAGGAUAUCCUCAAUGUUGAUGGUGAGUUGAAGGCUGACAAAUGGAAUGGAAAGGCACACCUUCUCGUUGAUCUACUGAAGGUACAGCGUAAAGUCAAAUUGGACUCUACCUUCAAUCUGGCUAAUCCCAAAUACAACAUCCAAGCUAAUUUCUAUCCUAACUUCGAGAAGAGCCCCAAGAAGAUCUCGUUAUCAUCUGAUAAUGAAGUUGGUGAAAAGAGCAUUGAUUCCAAGAAUAAACUGGAUAUCUUCGAUAAUCUAUUUGAAGGUAAUGUCAAGGCUAGUUGUGAGGGUGAGCUUCUAGAUGCCAAGAUCAAUGUGGUUUCUGAUUUGACCCUUCCCAAUGGGAUGUACCUUGCUGGUAAAUUCAACAGGGAACACCAUUACACCAAUGACCUGAUGUCUGGUAAUGUUUUCUUGAACCUGGAACAACGCAACAACAAAAACACACCUGGACGUAAGCUUACCAUCAAGGGUGAAGCAAAGAACACCAAUGUUAAAUUGGGUAAGAUUGACCUUACCUAUAACCUUGCUGCUGAUGAUAGCAAUGGUAAGAAUAUCAAUGGGGACCUUACCAUCAAAACCAACCGAGAUGAUGAUGAAUGCAAAGGUGAUGUUAAUGGUAAACUCUAUGGAUCCAUCCUUGCUGAACCCAUUGAAUUCGCUUUGAAAUCCCAGAAUAAACAUCGGGUAGGUUCCUAUUCUGCUUCCACAAAAUGCCACAAAGGAUCUUUGAACCUUGAUGGUAAAUACGACCUCUCUGGAGCUGGUAAUCCCUUAUCUGGUUCUGUUAACUUGGAUGUAAAGACUAGCAAUCCCAAGGUCAAGUCUAUCAAGUUCAACGCUGCUGGUAAACUCUUGAAGGAUGAACACAAAUGUGAAAUGGGUGGAUCCACCAAACUCUUCGUUGAUGACGAUGGUACUGACCCAGAUGCGACUGUGAACUUCGAAGCUGAAGGUGACCUUAAUGUAGGACAUCAUAAUGGUCAAAUCAAGGGUACCAUCAAAGUACAGAAACUGGAUCCCAUCACAGGUGCGCUUGGUUAUGCACAUAAAGAAGACAACGGUGUGAUGAAAUGCCAAGCGGAUGCUUCCCUGAAAUACGCUGAAGGUAAGACCAUCAAAGCAGACGCCUCCUUGAUCAGACCCAAUAAAAAUGAAGGUAAACUCGAGUUGAAACUGGAAACACCUUUUGAACACAUGAAAAAGUCCGAAGUUACCAUGAACUACAAACGUAGUGAUGAUGGUAAACAUGUCACCUCAGACCAGACCACCAUCAUUGAUGGUAAGCAAUAUGUAUCCAAGAGUGAGAUCCGUGUGUCCCCUGUCAACCCACUCUUCAGUUAUGAACUCACCCAUGAUGGACAUACUGAUAAGGUUCUUCUAUCUGCUGAAAGCCCCGGAAAUCACAUCCAUAAGGGUCUCAUUGAUGUAUCCUAUGGUACCCUGGUUUACUACUACAGUUAUGAUAUCAAUGCCCCAAGUGUGGAUGACUUCUCCAUUCUGAUCAAGAUGAACGCUCCUUCUUUGGGUGCCAAGAAAAUCGAGACUGAGAUUAAGAACAAGAAGAAUAAGGUCAUCGAGGUUUCCAUCUCGGAAAGUGGAGAGUCUGUUAUCAAGGGAACAGCCACCUAUAAAGUCCGCGAUGAAGGUGGUAAGUACAUCGUUGAAGGAUCAGGAGAAUUCACAGUGAGGAAUGAUAAGAAGACCGGAAACUUCAAAUUCAUCAAGCAGCAGUUGACCAUGGAUAAGAACCACGAGUUAGGAGUUGCUAUUACACUCGACAUGACCCUGGGUAAUCACGCGAUGGAUGCCGAAGCUAAAAUGACCAACAAACAAUUCCGGAUUAUGAAUUCCUACUGUAGGGAGAAGAAUCAAUGCCAACACUUUGAGUUUGAUUCCAAGUCGAAUAUGAUCAGUAUUGUUGAGUACGACAAUGAAGUUGAGGUUAGGAUUGAGUUGGGUUCCUAUGACUUCGGGAUGAAGGCAGUGUCCAAACGUAAACAACUUCAGUUUGAUCAUACCACAGACAUCCAUUUCCAAACUAAAGAUAACAAGAAGUACCAAUACAGUCUGUAUAUCCAUCCCAAAGAAGCUGGUGUGUCUCUAACAACACCUAAACGCCAGGUUUCACUUGAAGGUAAGGUUGAUAUACCUCCCAAGUUCAAAGGACCUGCCAAGUUUGACAUCUGUUUGUAUCUGGAUAAAAAGAACGAACCUACCAAGAAGACUUCCCUCACCGGAAGUGUAGAUUAUUCUGGUAGUGAUAAAUCUGGUAAACUCACCGCUGAAACCAAGUUAUCCUCACCUGGGUUGAAUAAGGACUUGAUUGUUGCUUAUGUUAGUAAAUACGACGCACCUUCAAGACAAGGUGAGGCAACUCUCACCGUGGACAUCUUUGCUAACCAAAACAGUAAAAUCGUCGCCAAUUUGAAGUCCUCCAUUGCCAAGGCUGGAGAUAAUGGUCAAUAUGACAUGGUACACCAUGCUACCAUCAAAUCUGCUGGUAUGGGUAUUGAUAUCGCUUAUGAUGAGAUCUCUUACUCCCUGGAUACAAAGGCACACACCUUCAAGACUAUGGCUAAGUUGACUUACAACAUGGAUAACCAUAAGUGUGUUUGUAUGUAUCUUUUGGAGGUAAGUCCGAAGAAACUCACAGGGAAGGUUCAACUCCAUAACAAGGAGAUUGUAAGCAUUGAGUCUAACCUAAAACUAUCUAAAGAAGAACAAGUGAUUGAUACUGACUUGGUUAUCUUCGGAAUGAAACCUUUGACUAGCCAUUAUGAACUGAAGAACUUCAACACCAUGAAAUACACUUUAUCAUCAAAGGAUAAUCCUGGUAAGCAACUUACCAUCAACGCUGCGUUUAUUCCUGGACAAAUCGCUGAUUUCCGUGCUGAAGUAUCCAAUCAAGAAUUAAUCAAAGCUUCCGUUCAACUUGAUGAAGCUAACUUCCUUAAACCUGAUUAUGGUAUGAAUCUGGAUAACAUGCAGAAGUUGGUGCUUCAACCAGCUAAGAACCAAGUGGAUAACAUGCUUAAAGAAGGCAAAUCUUUGCUUUCUGACACCGCAGCUGCUUCCAAGAAGAACGCUGAGCACAUCAAUGAACUCGCUAAGAAAAACGUACCUAACCUCAAAGGUGUCAAAGACUACUACGCCGGUGAAUGGAACAAAGUCUCUUCUGAGAUCAACGCAGAUCCCAACAUUCAGAAAGCCAGUGAAUUCCUGCAUAAACUCUUCGGAACCUUCGCUAAAGCUGCUAGUGAAUUACUCACCAAAGCUGUGGAUCUUUUGGAGCAGAUUUGCAAGACUAUCAAUGCAACCAUGAAGAAAUUCUUUGAUGCUAUGGAUACGCAGAUAUGGCCGCAGGUCAAGGUCACCCUGGAGAAACUCAUGGAAGUCGCCGGGAAAGUCUGUGAUAGUAUUUCUGAUAUCAUCUUCGGAGCUAUGGCUUGGGUCAAUCAAUUCCUGGAAGCCCAUCAGGCUGAACUCAAACAAAUUGCUACUACCAUCUCUAGUAUCACUCAGGACCUUGGUAGAUUCCUGCAGAAGAACUACGAACGUGUCAGGGCUUUGAUUUCUGAAAACGCGAAGAAACUCUUUGAGGAAUUGAAGGCUCUACCGAUUUAUGAAGAGCUUAAAGCUCGUUAUGACCUGUUGAUCAAGGACUUUGGUGAUUGGUCCGAACCAUUGAAGCAUAUGAUUGAUGAUACUUUGAAUACCAUCCAGGAUAUCAUUCCUAAUGAAGACGCGAAGAAGAUUGUUGAAGCUAUCAGGACUUAUGUGAAUAAGAAGUUGAAGCAUGAAGCUGUUGAUGACAUCGCAGCCAUUGAGAAUAUCAUCAGGAGUGUCGCCAUGUUGUUGAGGAAGUUAACCUCACAAUACAAGAUCAAUGAAUUACCUCUAUUGGAUUCUAAGAGUUUCAUCACUGAUUAUGUCUUUGCUCUGCCACGUAUAGUCGCCAUGCGCAUGUCCUGGGUGGAAUACUUCCUGGUUAACAAGGAUGGACCAUGGGAUGCUAUCCCUGCAACCCUUCAGACACUUACCUUCAACCCACGCAGCUGGCUUGGACCUCCAUUCAGACUCUAUGGUUAUUUGAUCCAGGGACAACACAUUUUCACCUUUGAUGGUAAACAUUUGACCUUCCCGGGUACCUGCAACUAUCUGAUUGCCAGGGAUGCUGUUAAUGGUAACUUUACCAUUGGUGGUACCUACGCGAAUGGAUUGCUGACUGCUUUGACUGUUGCUGACGCUACGGAUUCUGUUACCAUCAAGAAGGGAGGUCAGGUUAUGCAUGGUAAGGCAGCUGGUGAGUUCCCAUUGAGGUUGGGUACCAUCUCUGCGUUCAGGACCUAUGCUAACAUGCACAUCAACUCCAAGGCUGGUGUCGAGGUGUCUUGUGAUGUGAAAAUGUUGGUUUGUAAGAUUUCCAUCAGUGGGUUCUAUCAUGGGCAGAUCAGAGGGUUGUUGGGUAAUGGUAAUAAUGAACCCUAUGAUGAUUUCAUCAUUCCCAAUGGUAAGAUUGUUGCUGGUGAGGCUGAAUUUGGUAAUGCUUACAAGAUGACAGCAUCCUGCAAACCUGUAACCACUGUGGACCAUCAUGCACAUAACAGGGUACCUGGAUGUACCACGUUGUUCACCAAUGAGAAUACUCUACGAGUAUGUUAUCCAUUUGUCAAUCCGGAGUUGUACCGUGCUGCUUGUGAUCAUGGUGUGGCUGCUGGUGUGAAGGACACAGAGGAAGCCAUUGCUAGAGGUUAUGUUGCUGCUUGCAAUGCUAAGUACAUACCAGCAAUCCUCCCGAGUAAAUUUCUGAAGUGUACCAAUGGCGAUCAAGAACGUAGUGUUGGAGAUAAGUUCAGUGUGAAGCUCCCUGGUAAAGCCGCUGAUAUUAUUUUGAUUGUUGACCAAUCCAAAGCUAAUGAACAAGUUUACAAAGACCUGGUACAGCCUAUGGUGUCUGAACUAACCAAGGAACUCGCUGGUAAAGGUGUACCAGAUGUAGAAUUCCAUUUGAUUGGUUACGGAGGUGAUUUUGAUGAAUAUCCAUCUCAUUUCACUAAUAAUGGUAAACUCAGCUGGAGAGGAAAGUUGCCUACCAUGAAAUUCACUGAACCUGCAGAAGAUGAAUCCUAUGAACACCCUAAUGACAAUGUAGAAAAGGCAAUCAACUUCCUAAUCAAAGCAGAGGAAGACAUCGAACUCGCCAUGGGUUUAGACAUCAAAUCCUUAGCCUUCUUGGAAGGUUUCAAAUACCCCUUCAGGGCCCACGCUACCAAGACCAUUAUUGCUUUUAACAGCAAAGGGUGCAAACAGGGAAGCCUACUCUUCAUCCAGAAACUCCGCGCCAUGUUGUUCAAGGAUAAAAACUUCCAUAUUAACCUAGUAUCGUCCUUCAAUGACUUCAAGGUCAAAGACGCGAAGGUAUCCAAGAGUGUGGUGGGUUUCGAUGAUAAACACGUGAUGACAUUCGCGGAUGCCAAGAAGAAAUCACCUGGAAGCACUGAAUUGCAUAAGGAACUUGAAGUGGAUGACUACUGCACUGAUUUCUUGAUCAAUCAUGGCGGCGCUGUGUUUAAUGCGGACAACUUCCUCGCUGCCAAGGGCCCACAACGCACGCAAUUCACCCAGUUGGUUUCGCACACCCUGGCGGAACAAAUCACAACCACCGAACAAGGUUUGGAUUGCUCUUGUGCAAUUCGUGGCGUUGCAACUGCCCAGAACGUAUGCAAAAGUGUUUACAUCAAUGACAAAGAGAAGUAAUAAAUUAUGAUGGGAUAUUAUUUUACCAUUAACAUACGCCUACGUAUUUGUAUAAAUAUAGCAAUUAUAUAAUGUAAUUAAAUGUAAACGUAACGAAUAAAGUUUAUUUGAUUUUUA
Molecule: messenger RNA, 10221 nt
Organism: Dalotia coriaria
Lineage: Eukaryota; Metazoa; Arthropoda; Insecta; Coleoptera; Staphylinidae
Gene: apolpp
Product: retinoid- and fatty-acid binding glycoprotein apolipophorin
Biological process (GO): lipid transport
Molecular function (GO): lipid carrier activity
Source: RefSeq, a predicted model, not a curated record